GACCUUGUUAUGUUUUAAAGUCAAACUAACAUGUUUUCAACGUUCAGUAUCAAAAUACGAGACUCAAACUCGAUUUGCAGUGCUGUAGAAGUAAGGGAAAAUGAAAUUUGUUGCACUAUUAUCAUUAUUUGUUGUCUCAGGUUUCACCGAGAAAACUGAGAAAGAGUGGAUUUCAGUGGUGGAAAACAUCGGUUUCUUCCAGGCUCUAGCAAUUCAGUACUUAUCAAUUUUUGAUCCAUGGAAGUGUCCACAGUGGUCUCCUGAAAAUUUGGAGAAAGAAAACGAUAAAGCCAUUGAAUGUGUCAAGAAUAUACGAAAUAACAGUUCCUUUUGCGACACCUUUGUCCAUCAUUUCAAGCCUUGCGUUCAAGGACUGCUGGAGGAGGUCAAAAAAUGUGAAGCACCUGACGAAAUCGCUUUUAAAAACAUGAUUCUCGAUUCGUCUGUUGAGGAGGCUAGAUUCAUAUGUGGUGUUGAUGGAGAACAUAUUUUGGAAAUAUGGAAUCCAUGUGUUAUUGAUAGUGUUCAAUUGAGCAAUGGUUGCAGAAAGAACAUUACCAGACCUUUGGGACACACAAUAUACCCAACAGCUAUUUGUAGUAACUUCUCAAGCUUACAGAAAUGUUUCGAAAACCAACUGCAACAAGAAUGCCGAAAUGAAUUGACUAGAACUACCUUACAUGAUUUAUUUUCUGUUAAUGUUGAACCAUGCAACGCAGUCAUGAUGGUAUAUUUCGAACUGGCAGAAUAUCUGCGUUGAAUACUUAACAUUGUGGUUGUUUCAUCUACUUUCACCUUGAAAAUUCAAUAGUCACAAAGAAAAUGUAUAUCUGAGAAUUACAUCACAAAAACAAAGACAAUUUUUUGAAAACACAACAAUUUGUGUUUCAAAUUACCUAUAUCAUCUUACCUCAAAUACCAAAUUUACAUAGUACGUAGUUGAUGUUUCUAAAACACUUGUCCAAAAAUAAUUGUUGAACAAGUUUUUUUCAAAUAAAGAGUAUUAGAAUUCAGUUGACUAUUUUUGUUCAGAGCCUACUUAUCAUUCAGAAAUAGCAACUCAAAAGAGCCCCUAACCUUUUCGGAAGUAGCAGCGAAAACAUAUUAGGACAACUUUUCUCAAACAAAUACAUAUACUGAAAAAUGGUGACGAGCUGUUUUAGAUUUUUGUGUGUACUAGGCGAAUAUUGACUGAAUUGAAUGAUCAAAAAGAAG
Coccinella septempunctata (seven-spotted ladybird) is the source of this 1215-nucleotide messenger RNA. RefSeq lists its product as uncharacterized. Lineage: Eukaryota; Metazoa; Arthropoda; Insecta; Coleoptera; Coccinellidae. The record is from RefSeq and is a predicted model, not a curated record. The transcript has 5 exons. Bases 101 to 760 code for a protein of 219 amino acids.